AGAGACGACAUUUCACCAGGACUGUCCAAUUCCUCACCUCACAUCCUCAUUGCAAACAAUUCUCAACCGACCCGUUGUCUCGAAGCUCGAAUCUGUACGACAUGUCUGAGAAAGUCAAUAAACCAUCCAUCGUCUUCCCAGAACAACAACAACAACAACCGCAACAACACCUACCAUCCUCCAUGGCCAGCUCAUCCCGCCGAGACAGAGCCUCUUCGCUCUCCAUCGCCAGAUCACCUUCCGUGCUCUCAUCUUCUUUCGGGACCCCACCAGAUCAGUAUCAACCACAUACUCCAUCUUCCUUAUCUCCAACACAUCCUUCCGGAACAUACGUUCAAUCCUUAUCUGUCGCUCCGGAUUCUUACUCCAACUCUUUAUCCUUAGGCAUCAAGUCACUCGCGUUGAAUCGGACACGAACACUGCCUCCUGCCAGUGGUGUGCCGACACUGGAUGGAGUGGGUGGGAAAUCCCUCACUAGGACCGCCACGGUCCCUACCACAUUGAAAGAAGAGGAUGAAGCGAGGGAGAGAUACAUGAGCGGAUUCGCGAACGAUUUCAACUCUUCUCAAGUUGAUGACGAGGAAGAAUACCUUUCAGAUGAGGAUGUACAGGGAGUCGGGGGGCUGAUGGGAGGGAGAGACUAUGGGGGAUUUCAAAAACCAGAUAAGAAGGAAUUGGUCUGGAUGUUGUCAAGUUUAGGAGGCGUGUUAUUGAUAUCAGUCGCUGCUUGUCUGACCACAGUAUACGACUGGGUAUUCUGACAAGAAGACGAUAACCAGAGCUCGGCGUGGAUCUAUGUAUUCAUAUGUUGUAUGGCGUAGCAAUCGUA
Messenger RNA from Kockovaella imperatae, 829 nucleotides. RefSeq lists its product as hypothetical. The record is from RefSeq and is a predicted model, not a curated record. Bases 102 to 761 code for a protein of 219 amino acids. Lineage: Eukaryota; Fungi; Basidiomycota; Tremellomycetes; Tremellales; Cuniculitremaceae. The transcript has a single exon.